Molecule: messenger RNA, 1014 nt
Organism: Thlaspi arvense
Lineage: Eukaryota; Viridiplantae; Streptophyta; Magnoliopsida; Brassicales; Brassicaceae
Source: the annotation of a GenBank genome assembly
AUGGCCGAUUCCAAGGAGCUCGGCUCGGCGAACCGUCGAAUCUCUGCCGUCACAAAUCAUCUCAUUCCCGUGGGACUAAUUCCAACUCGCGUUGACUCAGUGGAACUCUGCAAUGCUUCGUCGAUGAAUGACAAUUACCACAAGGUUCAUGGUGAAGUGCCGACCAACGAAAUCGUAUGGAGAAAAGCUGAUUUCGUCGGCGAAGGAGAUAACAAAGAGUUUGUUGACAUUAUAUAUGAGAAAGCCGUUGGUGAAGAUAUUGCGAAGAUUACUAUAAACCGGCCAGAGAGAAGAAACGCGUUUCGACCUCAGACUGUGAAGGAGCUUAUGCGUGCGUUUAACGACGCCAGAGACGAUAGCUCUGUAGGAGUCAUCAUACUCACCGGAAAGGGAACGAAAGCAUUUUGUAGUGGUGGUGAUCAAGCGUUAAGAACACCAGAUGGUUAUGCUGACCCCAAGGAUGUUGGCCGCCUUAAUGUGCUUGAUCUCCAGGUUCAAAUCCGUAGACUACCAAAACCAAUUAUCGCAAUGGUUGCUGGUUAUGCUGUUGGAGGAGGACAUAUCUUGCACAUGGUCUGCGAUCUAACUAUUGCAGCUGAUAAUGCGAUUUUUGGUCAAACGGGUCCUAAGGUUGGAAGUUUUGAUGCUGGUUAUGGAAGUUCCAUCAUGUCUCGUCUGGUUGGUCCUAAAAAGGCACGAGAGAUGUGGUUCAUGACGAGAUUCUACACUGCUUCUGAAGCGGACAAAAUGGGACUUAUCAAUACAGUUGUACCGCUAGAGGAUUUGGAGAAAGAAACCGUGAAAUGGUGCAGAGAAAUCUUACGGAACAGCCCAACAGCGAUCCGUGUGCUUAAGGCAGCACUCAAUGCAGUGGACGAUGGCCAUGCCGGACUUCAGGGACUAGGAGGCGAUGCGACACUCUUGUUCUACGGAACCGAUGAAGCUACCGAAGGUAGAACCGCGUAUAUGCAACGCCGACCACCGGAUUUUUCUAAAUUUGCCCGACGACCUUGA